AUCAACAACAACAACAACAACAACAGCAACAACAAGAUGAAUCAGACAUCAACGAAGAAUCUACAAUCCACUCGCCAUUUUGAUUGCCCUCUCCCUUCUUGUGGUAAAAUCUUUAAGCGUUUAGAACAUAUGAAGCGCCAUUUAAGGACCCAUACCUUGGAGAGACCUUACUUGUGUGACUUGUGCGGCAAAAGAUUUUCAAGAUCGGAUAACCUGGCACAACACAAGAAAACACAUGAAAGA
Molecule: messenger RNA, 243 nt
Organism: Gilbertella persicaria
Lineage: Eukaryota; Fungi; Mucoromycota; Mucoromycetes; Mucorales; Choanephoraceae
Exons: 2
Biological process (GO): sexual reproduction
Cellular component (GO): nucleus; Ste12p-Dig1p-Dig2p complex; Tec1p-Ste12p-Dig1p complex
Molecular function (GO): DNA-binding transcription factor activity
Source: RefSeq, a predicted model, not a curated record